AUCGCUUCAGAUGCUUUGCCGUUCGCGAUCUUGCCGAUGCCAUGGCUGUCGGCGACCGCGGAAGCACACGGCGCUUGUGCCGGGCAUUGCGCAAGCUUCGCAGUCGAGAGGAGGGGCUGCAGUUGGUGCAACAGCAGCUGAAUGCCAGACCGAGCGGAGCAGAGACCUGUGGCUUGAUCGAUGCCUUUGCCCGACAGGGCUGGUUCUAUCGGCCCUUAGCCCCUUGGAUGGGAUGGGUCGAGCAUGUGAACCCCUCCAAAAAGCCGCGAGCGUCUCCCUAGCCUGAGGCUCAAGCAGAGAAAAAGAACAACUACAGGUCCAGGUGAGUCUCUACUGAAGGAUUCACUUGUCUCACUAGAGUAACUGAGCUACGGUGUCAGUACGUGAGCUUGAUACACACCGAACCGCUUCGUGCACUUCUCGAUUGGUUCGGUGGGGCGUCCAAAAGCGUCCCAUGUUGCGAACCCAACGGAACAGCAGAAGAGUCAUAGGCUGGGAGAAGGCCUUCUCAGGCUCCGAAUCAGGACAGUAGACGAGUAGAUGAAGAUCUAAUUAUUGGGUUCCCCGCAUUGAGACAGCUCAGAGAUUCUUUUGAGCCCGGUGAGACUUCAUCAUGAACUUGCCUGACAAAGGAAGGCAUCAGGGCCCCAGGGAACCAGAACCAUCCUUGUUUGCAAAGAACACCAAAGCAAACACCUCAAUUCCAACGCCAUUCACUCUUCACCAACAAGGCCUCUUCUCUUGGCACCUCCCCCUUCUUUCAACAGCUCACGCCGUAGCGCUCGCUCGGAGCUCAAACCGAAAGGUUGACUUGGCAUCGCAACAGCUUAGCACAGGGACCUCGGCUUCGCCGCCUCACCUGGCAGUGACCUUGCGGGCUUUGGCCACCCUCCACCCGCCAAGUCUGGCGCGCUGGCGGGGUCCGUUAAACGCGCCACCUGUGGGACGUCGCCAUGGUUGGUUUGCAGCAGUGGUGCUGCUGAGGAGCUUGUUGUUGGCCGAGGUUGUGAUGGAUGGAUUGCUGGGAAAGGUCUUCUCCUGGACCUCUCAACAGGGAUCCUGGACUUCUCAACCGGCGCACCUGCGCAGUUCCGGCGCUUUAUGGGGUGCCCUGUGCGACGUGGCUUGGAUCCUCGAACGACGCCCACCGGCCAGCUUGAAGCCUCUGACCGACCGGGAGAAGGCCACAUUGGAGUUGGUCCAAAGUUGGCCCGGUGUGGCACAGCCGGUGAGUGGGAUCUCCGAAGCCUUGGAACUGCACGUGUCCGCCGCCUUCCAACGCCUGGGUCGCACAGUGGAUGGUCUCCAUCGUCCCUCCGGCGCGCGCUCAGGGCAUCGGAGGCUUCCGCUGAGUCUUCCGGAGCUGAAGCUGGUGCUCUUCUGCUUGGACCAGCGCAGCUUCAUCUACGAUCUUCAGGAUGGCCGAAGUUGGUUGAAGCCCUUGACCCUUCUGCACCAGCAGCAGCUGGAGACGGCGGGCUGGCGCGUGGAAGUGAUCCUGGACUCCGAGUGGCCCGAGCAGCAUCUGGAGCAAGAGCUCUUGCUUCGAAAGAAGCUUGCCCAUGCCUUACAAGCACAUGUGCCCCGAAGAAGGAGGCGCAGGCUGCCUUGAGGAGCAGAGGAAAAGGCAUGCGGCCCUCUCAGUCGCUGGCAGACCGCCCCCCAAAUGGACAGCACUGUGGCAAUAUUAGGUUAUUGGCGGUUAUUAUUAUUGGUAAUCAAUUAUUGCAAGAACAGAAACACCAAUAUAGCAGAAGACUGGUUCUGUGAGUAAUUAGCUGGUGUUUCUGUUGCGCUUGGCAUGUAGUGUAGCCUGCCGCAAGCAGAAGUGACUUGGCCCAGUCUGUACCACUUGCCCGGGGCAUACAUAUCCUGCCAGUCCAGCCCUACCUUUACUAUACUAUGUUGAAGAAUAUGUUGAUCUAUGCACUUGGCAAAAACCCACGAACUUCUCAUGGCCUGUACUUUGGUGAUUAAAUCGAGGCUCCGGCUCCUUUCUGGCACAGAAAAGCGAACGCGGCUGAAGUCGGCAUUGCUAUGCAUUGAGGUUUUGGCACAUGUUUUUCACAGCAGAUGGUGAGAUGAACAUCACCAAGUUGGCCACCAGUCAUUUUAUACCUUUGGCUGUGAGCCCCUAGUCCCCUUUACAAAGAUACUAUUUUCUGGCCAACGGUUGUAUUCAGGGUUUCACAGUACACACGUUCACAACAUCAAGUGUAGUCUUUGUUAUGGCGACAACUCCUUGCAGAUAAGGGCUUUGUUUGGCAGAACCCGGGUUGAACUUGAUGCGGAGGAGUUCCGUCCAGCAGAGUCUAGCAUCUCGGAUGCAAGGUUUCGACAGAGGCUUUGUUCGGAGAAGGGCUGUGCGAGUUGGACGAAAGUCAUGAAGUUGAAGCAACGCUAUAAGCUCUACAAGAUCUCAGCAUCAACGAUGAAGGUGGCGAUCUAGCUUUACAUUUUGCAACCAAAAACAGCCACUUGAGGGUGGUGAGAGUUGCUGCAGGCCGAUGCUGAUAAGGA
Messenger RNA from Durusdinium trenchii, 2520 nucleotides. NCBI's taxonomy places the organism in Eukaryota, Dinophyceae, Suessiales, Symbiodiniaceae. The record is from the annotation of a GenBank genome assembly.